AUUUGGAGUUUGACUAGCCAAUCAGAGCUUUCCUUCAAUGCUAUCCACUGUUUUGGUAUAUACUAAUUCUUGUUAUUGUCUUGUCUUCUUUACAAUUCUUGUGAUGUGGGCUCAGAGAAUUCAGUAUUGGAUCAGCUUAUAACACCCCUGACUAAUAUUUUCUUUUAUUCCCUUAACUGUUUGAUACUGUGUUGUCACUGUCUUGGUCACUAAUGGAAUUUCGUGGGGUAAUUGAUUGAAGUCAGUUUAGAUUACGAUUUUAAAGGGUUUUUGAGGAGUUGAAAGCUGUACAAUAAUUUACCUACUCUUGUCAAUAAAACUUAAUGAUUUUCUUUCUUAAUUUUUUUUUUUUUUCAAACUCAGAAAUGAUACUGAAGCAAUGGAAAGAAUAGCAUAUGAGUUUUGUGAAGAUCCUAAGGCAGGAAGUGGUGUCCUGUACUUUGAAGUUCGCUACAGUCCUCAUGCUCUUUGUACAGAAAACUCAGCCUUUCCAGACCAGGAGAGAGUGUCCCCAAAAGCUAUAGUGGAAGCAGUGAAUAGAGGAUUGAAAAAGGGAGCUGAAGAUUUUGGUGUUAUUGCACGGUCUAUUCUCUGUUGUAUGCGUCAAAUGCCCGGUAAUACAUCAACAUCAUUUAAUAGAUUUUAUUCGGUUGGUUUAACUCAGAAAUAUUUCAUAAUUAGUGAUUGGUGGCCUCCAACUCUUAUGGCAGGUAUGUGUGACUCAAAUUUUCAACAAACCAUUAUCUUAAGUGUCUUAAGUGAAAAAAGAUUUAGACAAAUGUACAAGCACAUUGAAGUCUGCCAUUUAUGGAAGAAGUCUUCAUUUUUUGUGCAGGAAGCUAAAAGGCUCAACAUACAUAGAACAGUUCACGCCGGAGAAGGAGGUCCAGCUGCUAAUGUGAAAAUAGUAAGUAUCAAUCAACAAAAGUAUUUUAAACUGGAGGUGUGUCAUAUAAUUACUACCAGAGUAUACUGUUAUCCAACAAAGAGCUAUUUCGAGAUACCUUGUAAAGUAUAAAGAAAAUCAGUAUUGUUGAUGUCCUUUCUUGAAUUGUGGGCCUUAAAGUUUCUUUACUAUUUUCAACCUUGCCAAGUUACCAUAACCCUUUCACUCCCAGAAGUGAUUAACCUGUAACUUCUCCCUGUAAUAUCCAUACAUG
This is a messenger RNA of Stylophora pistillata, 1160 nucleotides long. RefSeq names its product adenosine deaminase-like. The record is from RefSeq and is a predicted model, not a curated record. NCBI's taxonomy places the organism in Eukaryota, Metazoa, Cnidaria, Anthozoa, Scleractinia, Pocilloporidae.